GUGUAAAAGCCAUUGACUUACGCCCUACUUAAUGCACCUACGUAGGGGCAAUGAAGGUGAUUAGGGAUUCGGCCGAAGAAUAGCGCUUACGUUAGAGGAGUAGGGAUUCUGCGUACUCUUCGGUUCCUGAUAGAAAAAUCUCGCUCUUUUUCUCGCAUUUGUUUUUAUUUUGAUUUUAAUUACAUUUCGAUGACAGUUCUGUUGUAUUGAUUGGGUUUACAGAAAUGCUGUAAAAUUAUGUUGGCAGUAUUGUAUUAUGUAUAUGGGCAAAUCCCAUUGUUAGUUUCUGGCUAAAUGAGUUUUCCUGCUGUGUUUUCUAGCUAAUGUUUGCUAGCCGGUGCAUCAGUUGUAUUGUUUAUUAUUUUUUUACGGCUUUAGCUGGUUCCCUUUGCAUUUCGGCAACCUUUGAACUGUUAACAGACGCAGUGAUGAACUAUUUGUUGCCUGUGCAGAUUUUUUUAAUGCCUUUCCUGUCCUCAGAUUCUACAGUCUAAUGAUGUUUGUAGUCUGAGAGGCUGCAUCGUUGCUGUAGCUUCAUUCACAACUAGUUACUGAUCUGAGCUUGCCAUGGAGUUCCCAGGUCACAGUCAGCAGCUGUUGGCCAGUCUGCGCUCUCAGCGUCUACAGGGAUUCCUGUGUGACUGCACAGUCAGGGUCGGUCCCACUCGUUUUCAGGCUCACCGUGCUGUACUGGCCUCCUGCUCACCUUUCUUCCACAUGUUCUACUCUGAACACCCAGUCGGCAGCACGUCUACGGUAAACGGAGGGCCAGAAGCUGACACCGUCACCAUUAACGGAGACAUCGUGACCCCUUCGGCAUUCGGACUGCUACUAGAUUUCAUGUAUGAGGGAGUGCUACAGUUGGCAGCACACCCACCACCGGAAGACGUUCUCGCCGCCGCCAGUUUCUUGCACAUGAACGAUGUGGUCCGAGUAUGUAAGAAAAGACUACAGGGUCGUGGACUGGCCGAGGCUGACAGCACCAGGGCAGAAGAGUUAGGAAGUGAAACUGGGGGAGAUGGAACAUUAUGUAGCGGAUCAUCUAGAGAUGGAAAGUCAAAUGGCCAAAGGGACACAAUGGGAGGCGGACAAGGAGCAGUAAGGGUUUCCGCAUCAAAUCCAGCCUCUUCUCCAUCAAUAACACAGUGUCCACAGCCAAGCCAGCGGUCAGCGUCUCAUAUCGACACUAAAUCAGAGACAAAUGCAGGAGAACCUAAUUGCAUCACACAUAGCAUAAAUCUGGGAAGUCCAGACAUGGCAGACACUACUCAACCCGGUAUGGACUCUAUUCCCGCUGUAAAUGAUUCUGGACCAAGCUUGUACAGUUCCUCUCCUGUACCUGCUAGAGCUGGAAUGACAGCUGUUAAUUUAGAGUCUACACUUUCAAGUCCUUGCAGCAGCACUGAACCAACUCAUACAGGAACAGAAACUCUGUCCAGUGCGUCCACUGUGAUGGUUCUGGUUCCUGUGGAACACGGCCGAAUUAGAGACUCUAGCCAUGAAAUAUCCUUGUCAAAAGAAAUAAGCAACAUGUUCAACAUUACCGUUAAUCAUCCUGGACAAACCAAAAAACCCUCGUCAAUCCCACCCAGUGGACAGAGUUUAACCGACGACGCGAGACACGCAGCGAGCGCUUUAAAUGAGCAGUCGCGGUCCUGUUCUCCCGCAGCAUUGUCUUCAGCGGGUAGAGAGGACGGUAGUGAAGAGGCAGCGAAAGUGAAAGUGGAGGCCAUUGUAAUCUCAGAUGAAGAGACAGACGAUAUGGAGGAGACUCCUGUUAGGGUCAGAGAGCGAAGGAAAGAUGUUGAUUUAGGGGAAGGGGAGAAUUAUGAGAACACGAAUGAGGUUGAGAUCACCAAUGCCCACUUCAUACCGUCUCACUCAUUAAUGCAAUUAUCGCAUAGUCACCAAGAGCCAAUCUCUUUCCCUUUCUCACCACAGGGUCCUAACACUUCCACUUCUGACCCGCCCAGCUUCCCAUCAUCUCUUUUUACUGCAGCAUCCCAGCAACCAGAGCAGCAGUCCGUCUACUUCGAGGAAUAUCACGACUCUCUUGGGAAUUUUGUUGAGGAUGUGCCUACAUGUGCCACUUGUGGAAAGACAUUUUCUUGUGCUUAUACCCUGAGGAGGCAUGCUAUCGUGCACACACGGGAGCGUCCUUAUGAAUGCCGUUACUGUUAUCGGAGUUACACACAGUCUGGGGACUUGUACAGGCACAUAAGGAAGGCACAUGAUCACGAUUUGCCAAUGAAGCGCACCAGAACAGAAUCUGAUCCUCCCCCAUCUCCACCUCUUCCUCCAGCACCUCAGACAUAACAAGAUACAAGCUCAGGUGUACUGGACUGAGUAACAGAGCUUUUUUUUUUUUUUAAAGGUUAAACCUUUUUUUUUUUUUUGUGUGUGUUUUUCUUUUCAAAUGACUGUUAUGAUUUAACAUUAACAGGCAUCUGCAAAGUCCCGAGCAUUCAAGCAUCAAACGUAACCGCUCACUGGAUAACGUCGUGACCAAAACGUCCCAUUCAGGACACCCUUCACUCUCAUUACACAUCAUAAUCCCAAUUACUGUCUAGUUUUACAGUUUAGAUACAAACAAUAUGAGCUUUUUGUUAAGAUAAAGUCUCUUCUAAAAGUAUUGGAACAGCAAGGCGGGGGGGACUGCAUUUUAGAUUUAAAUUCCUGAUAUUUCCAUUCAGAUGUGGCACCUGUUUUUGUUCGAACCUACCCAUUUUCAAAAUGAUAAAAAAUAUUGGAAUAUGGCGACAGAUGCGUUUUGUGGCCCAAAUGUGUCCUGUGAAGAAAAAUGUUUAAACAAUUAUUAACUCUGGGUUUGAGCCUUGGUUUUAUCAGUUAAGACUGCAUUUUUUAUUAAAAAUAGAGCCAUGUUUUGGAGAAAUUCAAGCCAGGCAUGGUGCAUGUCGGCCAAGGAAAACGACAACAGCAGAUGAUGACGAAACCAUUGUGAGAACAAAUAGUGCAAUCCACAAGAAAGGGCAAAAGUGUCACCAGGCACUGGUUUCAUCGAAGCCUCCGAGAGCAGAAAUAUAGAAACCUCGUUAAACGUUUCCAAUCUGGCAUUUUAAACUGUACCAUCAUCUCAUUGCAAAAGCAGGAAAAUAUGCCUUGUCAUUCCAAUACUUUUGGAGGUGACGGUAGCAUUAACAGUAGCCUCGAUGAGCAUGGUAACUCAUUGAAACACAAAUUAAUUUCAAAUAAAAAUAACAAACAGAGCUGCGAGGGAAGCCACAGAGACUCUAACCUCUGCUUUCAAGACUAAAUAAAUUCCCUGUGUCGAGGAACAAUAUUUGUGGCACAGAAUCUCAUUUUAAGAGGCACCAAAUUCAUUUAUCCAGGCAGCCUGCUCUACUGCGGUUGUUGAUUAUCACUAUAUAUCAUUUACUUUUGUCAUUAUCAGUAAUAACCUUAUCCUGGUUAUGGAAGUGUGGAUCCUGAGCCUAUGCCAGGAAAGAGGUGGGACCACACCAUGGAUAGGACACCAGGUUAUUGCAGAGCUCAGCAUAUAUCAAAUAAAUGAAAAGCUUGUGCCAAGUGCUCAUGUCUAAUGCAGAACACACACCAAUUCACUCGUCUCAUCUCUUCAGUCAACACCUUUUUUUUGCACACAGUUGUUUCGUACGAGAUUAUAACACUAAAAGGUACAGUAUGGAAUCUAAAUGCUUUUGUUCCUUCCGGUUUUCUUUCUUUCUUGUGAAAGCAUGAUGAACCAUUUAAAUAUUCUUAACUUUGAAUAGUAAUUUUGGCACCCAAGUUGUGGUAAAUAUACAUACUGUUUCUGUAACAAACCGGUACCAUGAGGAGGAGAGGAGAGAUCGCCAAAGAGAUAAGCAAGAGUGUAGAAUACACAUGGUACCAAACAGUUCUACAUAUUUAAUCAGCAUUAAUAAUCAGGGUAAACGCAGGUCACAUGAUCAUUUCAAAAUACAAAUAACACCAAACUGAAAAUGUUAUCAUACGUGUAAUGAUACCUUGAAUCCAGUAUGUACCGUACCACAUGAUACAGCCGUGAAUAUCGCACAAUUCCCCCUAUGCUCUAUUCGUAUUUCUAUUUUCUAGUCAUUUUGCUCAACAUAUCCACAGUUGUACAUUUUAUCUCCCUCAACACCCCCCCCAGAAGAAUACUUCAUGUGAUUCAGCAUUUUUAACUGCAAAGUAUUCUGUACCAAUAUUCGCUUCAUGGAUGGUGAGCAUGAGCUGCUCCAUGUUGCUACUACAGGUUCUAUGUUGAGUAUGUUAUUUGGUAUACUGUCUCUACAAACAAAAUCCCCAACAGCAUGUUUCACGUACAUUUUUUUUUAAAUAAAAAAAUGCUGUAAAGUUUUUAAUAAGUUUCAUACAGUAGUCUGUUCUGAAAAGUGUCGUAGUUUUAUAGUUAUUCAGAUCCUAAAUCAGGAUCUCGUUUUAAUUUUGUCUACUCCAGUAGAUUAACACAAAAUUAAUUCAUCUGCUCCACAAUGUAAAAAGUUGUUUCAUCACAAUAUGUAAAACAGCUCAAUAUUGUGAAUAAAACCUUUUAAUAAUU
Molecule: messenger RNA, 4537 nt
Organism: Silurus meridionalis
Lineage: Eukaryota; Metazoa; Chordata; Actinopteri; Siluriformes; Siluridae
Gene: zbtb3
Product: zinc finger and BTB domain containing 3
Exons: 3
Coding region: 568-2316 (582 amino acids)
Biological process (GO): regulation of transcription by RNA polymerase II
Cellular component (GO): nucleus
Molecular function (GO): DNA-binding transcription factor activity, RNA polymerase II-specific; protein binding; RNA polymerase II cis-regulatory region sequence-specific DNA binding
Source: RefSeq, a predicted model, not a curated record